AUGGUAUUAAGAAAAUCAACAAUCCAUCGAUAUAAAAUUGAAAGACUUGCAUAUUUAUUUAUGGAAAGUGAAGCAUUUCCACCCACAAAUAAGAAUUCAUUUAAAAAGUUAUUUAUAAGAAUUGUAGAACAAAUACUUCAUGAAGUUAUUAAUAAAAAUGAUGAAAUUAAAGAGAAAUUAUUAAUUGGGACGAUUAUUCAGACGUUUUCAAGAUAUUCAACCAAAUCAAUGUGGAAACGGUUUUCCAUAAAAAAAUUUGGAAGUACGUAUACUGGACUUGAAUUAAGAAAUUGUUUUUUAGCGUGUUAUAGAAGACUAUUAAAUUUAAGAGUUUCAUCAACAAUUAUUGAUCAAAUUAUAAAACUUCUUCAUUCAUUUAGAAAUAAUUGUUGUCAACAAUUUCUUACAUUAAAUAAAAAUGAAUUUCAUCCAUUUUUCUUAACAGAAAAAUAUACAAUUUCAUAUAUUAGUUAUCUUUAUAAAAAUCAUCAAUAUUUUAACAUUAUUCAAAAAGCAAAUGCUUUUCCUGAAGUAGAAAUUUUAAAUGCUAGUUGUUAUUUUAACGGUUAUUUGGCAAAAGCUGCUUAUCAAUAUUUUCUUAAAGAUCCUCAAAAAAAUAGUAGUUAUGUUGAUCUUUCUAUUAAUUAUUUCAUUAAAGCUAUUUCUUCUUCAGGAGGUUCUCCUUAUUAUAUCUUUCAAUUUAUUUCUUUUCUUAGAAAUGAAGGUGAAGAAGAUACUAUUAUUGAAGAAUAUCAAAAAGCUCUUGAUAAAAAAAAUUUUAGGUUAAUGUUAUUAGCUUUAAUUGAACAUGAACCAAAUAAAAAUGAUAUUAUUCAUGAUAUGUCUUCUUUUAUGGAAAAUUAUCUUUCUCAAUAUCCUUAUGAUCAUAUUGGUAAAAAAGUAAUAAAAUCUGAUUAUAUACCAUCAUCCUACUCUCUUACUCUUCAAGUCUUUGUUUCGAGGUUUGAAUUUCCUUAUUCAGAAGAUGAAUAUUAUGAAUUAUGGUGUGAUUUUAAGAUUUAUCUUGAAAAUAAUCAAAUCCCAGACAUAUCAUCAAUUUAUCCUUUCUCUAAUCAUAUCUGGAAAAGAAGACAUUUCCCUUUAUUUUCUCAUAUUGUUAAAACAAUGGACCUUCGAUUAAUUGAAAUAAAAAAAGUUGUCUUUAAAUUAUUAUAUAACACUGAAUGGAAAUACAAUUAA
Molecule: messenger RNA, 1200 nt
Organism: Entamoeba nuttalli P19
Lineage: Eukaryota; Evosea; Mastigamoebida; Endamoebidae
Exons: 2
Coding region: 1-1200 (399 amino acids)
Source: RefSeq, a predicted model, not a curated record